AUGCUUGGGGCUAACAGCUCCAGCCUGACACCAAGGUACUUCAUCCUUAAUGGAAUUCCUGGGCUGGAAUCCACACACAUCUGGAUCUCCCUGCCAUUCUGCUUCAUGUACAUCAUUGCUCUCAUGGGCAAUUGUGGGCUCAUCUACCUCAUCAGCCAUGAGGAGGCCCUGCACCGACCCAUGUACUACUUCCUAGCCUUGCUGUCCCUUACGGAUGUUACUGGGUGCACAUCAUUUGUCCCCAAUAUGUUAUGUAUCUUUUGGUUCAAUCUGAAGGAGAUUUACUUUAACGCCUGCCUUGUGCAGAUGUUUUUCAUCCACAUGCUGACAGGCAUGGAGUCUGGUGUGCUCAUGCUUAUGGCUCUGGAUCGCUAUGUGGCCAUUUGCUACCCUCUGCGCUACUCCACCAUCCUCACCAACACUGUAAUUAUCAAGGUCGGGCUUGCCACCUUCACUCGAAGUGUGUUGCUCAUGAUCCCAUUUACUCUCCUGAUCAAGCGUCUUCCCUACUGCAGAGGCAACCUCAUUCAUCACACCUAUUGUGACCAUAUGUCUGUGGCUAAAUUAUCCUGUGGCAACAUCAAGAUUAAUACUAUCUAUGGUCUCAUAGCUGCCAUAUUGAUUGGGGGGUUUGAUAUGUUCUGUAUCUCCAUAUCUUAUACCAUGAUUAUCCGUGCCGUAGUGAAUUUAUCAUCUGCAGAUGCUCAGCACAAAGCCUUCAGCACCUGCACAUCUCACAUAUGCGCUAUUGUCAUUACCUAUGUCCCAGCCUUCUUCAAUUUCUUCACUCACCGCUUCGGGGGAUGCACCAUACCUCACCAUGUCCACAUUUUUAUAGCCAACCUCUAUCUGUUGUUGCCCCCCACCUUGAAUCCAAUUGUCUAUGGAGUGAAGACCAAGCAGAUUCGUGAAGGAAUGAUCAAACUGUUUUCCAGAGAGAAAGAUAUAUUUAGUAUGAGAUAA
Galeopterus variegatus (Sunda flying lemur) is the source of this 963-nucleotide messenger RNA. RefSeq names its product olfactory receptor 52N2-like. Gene Ontology annotation, cellular component: membrane. The transcript has a single exon. Gene Ontology annotation, molecular function: olfactory receptor activity; G protein-coupled receptor activity. Gene Ontology annotation, biological process: G protein-coupled receptor signaling pathway. The record is from RefSeq and is a predicted model, not a curated record. The coding region runs from base 1 to 963 and encodes 320 amino acids. NCBI's taxonomy places the organism in Eukaryota, Metazoa, Chordata, Mammalia, Dermoptera, Cynocephalidae.